Messenger RNA from Colletotrichum karsti, 792 nucleotides. RefSeq lists its product as uncharacterized. The transcript has 2 exons. The record is from RefSeq and is a predicted model, not a curated record. Lineage: Eukaryota; Fungi; Ascomycota; Sordariomycetes; Glomerellales; Glomerellaceae. Bases 1 to 792 code for a protein of 263 amino acids.
AUGCGCGUGUCCGCCACCACUCUCCUCGCCCUGCCGCUUCUCGCGGCCGCGGCUGAGUCGCCCUUCGAGCAGUACAAGGCCCAGUUCCAGAACUUCCUCAGCUCCUUUGGCGCGUCUGCGCCCAGCGCGAGCACACCGGAGAACCCCAAGGCUGCCACGCCUGAGGUCGCCGAGAAGAAGCUGUCCGUUCUGACUGUCGACAACUGGAAGGAGACCCUCUACGAGCCUGUAAAGGCCGACGCCACGACACCUGAGGAAUGGUGGGUUCUGAUCACUGGUCGCAACAAGACCUGCUUCGGUCACUGCGAUAAGAUCGAGACUGCCUUCAACGAGACCGCGGCCAAGUUCGCUCAGCUCCCCGAGUCCCCCCACAUGGGUCUGCUCAACUGCGACGACCAGCCUGUCCUCUGCAACGCCUGGUCCGCUGGCACUGCCUCUGUCUGGUCCAUCAACAUGCUGCCUCCCGGAUCCAAGGUCGACAUCUGGAGGAAGCGUCUCAACGUCACAACCACCACCUCGGACGACAUUGUUGAUCUGUGGAAGAAGGGAACCAAGGAGGAUUGGAUUCUGACUGAGAACAUCUUCCACCCCUUCAACAGCUGGGUUGCCGAGAACAACCUGUCUAUCCCCGUCGGCUACUUCUUCUGGGCCUUCAACCUCGUCCCGAACUGGCUCUUCAUGCUCCUCGUCUCCUUCGGUAGCCGUACCCUCAUGAACCGUCGCAUGAACAACACAAUGAACAACCGCGAGAACGCCGGCGCCGCUGCCCCCGCUGCAGGUGCCGCCAGGUAA